AUGAAGACCCACGCAGAACGGCGUGCAGCGCGGGCUGCUAUAGAGGAGCAACGUAGAAGGGUGCAAGGCGAGAGGGCUUAUCGAGACUGGUUGAGGACGAGCAAGAACAAGCCAUUGCCCGUGCCUCUCAACCAAGGAGAACUAAGUAUGCGGGGUUCCGUAUCUCAGAUGUAUAUUAAUCCAGUCCCUUGGCAAUCUACGACUUGA
This is a messenger RNA of Leptosia nina, 207 nucleotides long. NCBI's taxonomy places the organism in Eukaryota, Metazoa, Arthropoda, Insecta, Lepidoptera, Pieridae. The record is from the annotation of a GenBank genome assembly.